Endocarpon pusillum Z07020 is the source of this 5463-nucleotide messenger RNA. RefSeq lists its product as uncharacterized. Gene Ontology annotation, molecular function: D-type glycerophospholipase activity; phosphatidylinositol binding. Gene Ontology annotation, biological process: phosphatidic acid biosynthetic process; intracellular signal transduction; cell motility. The transcript is spliced from 3 exons. The record is from RefSeq and is a predicted model, not a curated record. Bases 1 to 5463 code for a protein of 1820 amino acids. Lineage: Eukaryota; Fungi; Ascomycota; Eurotiomycetes; Verrucariales; Verrucariaceae.
AUGCAACAUGCUGGACAAACGCCCAUGGUGGACCACCAGCACGAAUCUAUCCAUAAUACGGUCGCCGGGGAUGGCAAGCAAAAGAACAAUGGCACGGGCACAGGGAACGGGAACCGAAAGUAUAACAGCGCACGUGGCAGCCCAAACCAACGCAAAAAUAUCACCUCUCGGUUUGACUACGAGAAUGGUGCGCCACCCAAGCCAGGAAUGUCACCGCCAGGAAUAGUGACUCUGGACCCUAGCAAUGCCUCGCCCAUCAGUCCACAUGUACGAGCGGUAUCUGAUGGGCACGAUCCGGUGGCUAGUAGUAUGCUUGAAAUACAAGGGGCGGGAAGACGAAGUGUGCAGUUCACCAGAGACACAAUAGAUAAUGAGCAAGAAGGUGGGGACACUGAGAAUUCGGAUGGUCGUGGUUCUGCGCAACCUGGUAAUACCUUGUAUUCGAGGUUGAAGUCGUUUGCUACCUCACCGAGCUUCAUUUAUCCAAGGACGCCGAAUGGUGGUUCAAAUGCUGGAGACGGCAAAGCUAUCGCCAACAACCUGUCUUCCCCCAGAGCUGACCGCAACGAAGCGUACUUUCCGAUGACUCUGGAAGAGGAUGCCAGUGAAGCAGAUGCUGAUGCUGAAGAAAGCGGAGCUGAGCGGCAACCUGAUAGCCCGUCAGUCCGUAAAAGACGAAGGAAGAAACCCGUGCUCCAUGAAGGUGGCAUCAAAACUGCUCCAGCCACGCCAGGAACCCCAACAGGUCCUGCGCUAAUUAGCUCCCACUCGUUGGCCUCUACAGAUGAACGAAGACCUGUACCACCACAACGGCGAGCAACGACAAACGACAUUGGGGAAGGUUACCAUGCAAUGUCUGAAGACGAAGGCCGGAAUCGACUCAGCACCAACAGUCCAUCAAGAAUGAGAAAUGCACUGCGUGGCCUUAGCCACGGUCAAGGACAGCGCAAGAAUCACGGCACUCCUGAAGCAAAAAGGCCAACAGCUAUGAAGCGUCUUACAGGUCUGGUAGGUUACGCAGAAGCAGCUGACAGCCCGUCACGGCGACAUCGCAUGAAAGGGGAACGAGGCACUAGUCUUAGUGCACAAAAAUGGCGUCAAAUUAAACAACAGCUUAAGCUUCUUGGCCCAAGGAAGGGCAGAGAUCGGACAAUUGACCAUGAGAAGUCCGCCGAACUGCUCGCCGAACUAAUCGCUGGUAGCCCUGCUGCACUUAUGGUCGCCAGCAUGUUCCAGCGAGAUGAACAUGGGAGCAAACGCGUGCCAGUACUCCUUGAACAGUUGAAGGUCAAAAUUGUGGAUAGUGAGUAUGACUCAAAACCCAGAGAAACUGAUGGUCUUGUCCAGGGCGAUCGUCACAUGGUAUUUCGGAUAGAGCUUGAAUAUGGGAGUGGCCUAAACCGCAUGAAGUGGACAAUAAGGAGAUCAUUGCGUGACUUCGCAAAUCUCCACCUGAAAUACAAACUUCAUUUCAGCACUCAGAAAUAUGUCCGUCUCAAGGCACCAGAUGACAAGGGCAUGCCACGUUUUCCGAAAAGCGCAUUUCCAUAUCUCAAGCAGGUUCGAGGUUUAGAGGAUGAAAUCGAGGAUGAGGACGAGGAGGGAGGCGCAGAAACAGAUGGAGGUGCGACUGGCGCAGAGAGACCGGCUCCGAAGCAUCAAAGACGUUCGUCGUUUGCUCUGUCGCGACGAAGAUCUAGCGCGAACAGACAACAGGAGGACCAGAGCCUCAGUGGAGCCUUAGGAUCUGCUGGCGGCCUAGCAAGUGUUGUUAAUCACAUCACUGGCAGGCGAGAGACGUUUCACGAGAGACAACGUAAGAAAUUGGAGGUCUAUCUUCAGAAGAUGAUCAAAUUUAUGCUUUUCCGUGCUGACAGCAAUCGCCUCUGCAAAUUUCUGGAGGUCUCUGCAUUGGGCCUGCGGCUCGCUGCUGAGGGCAGUUUUCAUGGAAAAGAGGGGUUUCUCGUCAUUCGAUCUGGCAAAGGUCUCGACUUUCGGAAGGCUUUGACCCCAGCCAACCUCAGAGGCAGACACACUCCGAAGUGGUUCUUAGUACGCCAUAGCUAUGUUGUCUGUGUCGAUUCGCCGGAGGAGAUGCAUAUUUACGACGUCUUCUUAUUUGACGAAGACUUUAAGAUACAUCCUAAAACGUCUCUCCUUCGGGAUCAAAAGGCAAAGGCCAAGCCCAAGCAGAUCGCACAAGCAGCCAAAGAAUCAGCUUCGAUCCCUCAACAUCACAGACUCAAGCUAUACAACUCAGAGAGAAAAAUGAAGCUUCUCGCUAGGAAUGAACGUCAGUUACAGCAGUUUGAGGACUCUAUUCAGAUGAUGGUCGAAGCUUCGCCCUGGACGAAACCCAACCGGUUUGGGAGCUUCGCGCCUGUCCGGCCCAAGUGCUUUGCCCAGUGGCUGGUUGAUGGCCGAGACCACAUGUGGGUCGUGUCCAGAGCAAUCAAUCAAGCCAAAGAUGUCAUAUAUAUACAUGAUUGGUGGUUGAGCCCUGAACUAUACAUGCGCAGGCCUCCAGCCAUCAGCCAGAAGUGGAGGCUAGAUAGGUUGUUGAAGCGCAAAGCUGAGCAAGGAGUCAAGAUCUUUGUCAUUAUUUACCGGAAUGUCGAAUCCGCAAUCCCAAUUGACUCUCAGUAUACAAAAUUCUCUUUGCUGGACUUACACCCAAACGUCUUUGUACAGCGUUCCCCAAACCAGUUCCGUCAGAACACGUUCUUCUGGGCACAUCACGAAAAGUUGUGCAUCGUAGAUCACACUCUGGCUUUCAUCGGAGGCAUUGACCUUUGUUUCGGUAGAUGGGAUACGCCACAGCACACCGUCACCGACGACAAAUCCACCGGUUUUGAGGCAUCGGAACUGCCUAAAGACGCAGACCAUUGCCAGCUGUGGCCUGGAAAGGACUACUCUAACCCACGAGUCCAAGACUUCUUCGCUCUCAGUAAACCAUAUGAGGAAAUGUAUGAUCGAUCGGUGAUCCCUCGGAUGCCGUGGCACGACAUUUCGAUGCAGGUUGUUGGCCAGCCUGCAAGAGAUCUUACACGACAUUUCGUGCAAAGGUGGAAUUAUGUCCUUCGACAACGUAAGCCGACUCGCCCCACUCCGUUUCUGUUGCCGCCUCCCGACUUCAAUCCUGCCGACUUGGAAGCAUUGGGGUUGGACGGAACUUGUGAGGUGCAGAUUCUUCGGUCUUGCGGCCCUUGGUCCAUCGGGACACCUGACAAGACGGAGCAUAGUAUCAUGACAGCAUAUGCGAAGAUGAUCGAGGAGUCUGAACACUUUGUGUAUAUCGAGAACCAGUUUUUCAUCUCCAGCUGUGUCACUGAUGUCACCACUAUCAAAAAUACGAUUGGGGACGCCCUGGUCGAACGUGUGGUUCGUGCUGCCAAAAACGAAGAGGCAUGGCGAGCGAUGAUUGUUAUUCCCCUGAUGCCUGGAUUCCAGAACACGGUUGACAGCGAAGGCGGCACCAGCAUCCGACUUAUUAUGCAGUACCAAUUCAGAAGCAUUUGCCGUGGCGAGUCCUCAAUUUUUGGGCGUCUGCGAGCUCAGGGUAUCGAGCCAGAGGACUAUAUUCAGUUUUAUGGCCUUCGGGCAUGGGGCAAGAUAGGGCCUCGGCAGCGGCUCGUAACCGAGCAACUCUACAUCCAUGCGAAGUGUAUGAUAGUUGAUGACCGGGUCGCUAUCAUAGGAUCCGCCAAUAUCAAUGAACGAUCGAUGCUUGGCAACAGAGAUUCAGAAUGUGCCUCUAUCGUGCGAGAUACAGACAUGCUUUGGUCGAAAAUGAACGGCCAGCCCUAUAUGGUAGGCAGAUUUCCGCACACGCUCCGAGUGCGUCUGAUGCGUGAACAUCUUGGCCUUGAUGUUGACAAAAUCAUGGAAGACGCGCAAAUCGUAGAAGAGGAGUUUGGAAAUCCCGAAGACGAGAAGCCACCCAUGUCUGCUCACUCCAACAAUUCAGACCAGAAUCUACCGAUGUUGCCCUCAUCGACAAAUCUGGCAGUCCAAAGCCAAACUGUCCCCAGGGACACCGCGCCUGAAGAAACAUUGGCUCGUGCUGAAGGCCUGGCGAGCUUCAAUCACGAUAUUGAUUGGGAACAGGCAGAUAACCCCAAUCUGAAGUCAAAUCGCAAAUUGACUGAGGAUUCUAGAGUGACAGGAAAUGCUGAGCAUCGCAAGGAUGUGGAGGGCAAAGGUCCUGAUAACAUGGAGAUAAUAGAGCAUCUAGGCUACGGUGUUGGCAGGGACACUGCAGUCAUCAAAGAAAGCAAAGAAGUUCUGGUUGCUGAGGUAGCUACGGAGGGUAAAAAUCCUUUACAAAGGCCACUGAAGCCGGGGGAGAUGCCGCGACGUCCUUCAAUCUUAGAGGCGUACGAGCUGGGCAACCCUCCAUUGCCACCGAGACCAGGAAACAUUCGUUCCUCAACCACUCAACUUGGUCUUCCUCUGCUUUCACAAUUACCGCCCUUGCCGGACACGGACGAUACAGAUAUUGGUGGUCCGGCUAUGCACAGAUCAUUCUCUAAGGGCUCUAGAGAGCGUCGGCACCCACUUGUGAACGAAUUAAAGCUUCCUAUGGUUGACAAGGACUGCAUGGAGGAUCCAGUCCUUGAUGCAUUUUCGCUCGAUACAUGGCACGCCAUUGCGGAAAACAACGCCAAAAUAUUUCGUUCAAUCUUCCGCUGUAUGCCGGACAACGAGGUCAGAGGCUGGAAAGAGUAUAAGGAAUACGUAGCUUAUGGCGAGCGCUUCGAGGAGAUGCAAGGCGAGACCGGUAGCAAGUCGAGUAUUCGAUCCCAGCCAUACUCUAGCCACAAGAGCGGGCCACCUGGCGCAGGUUUGUCCGAGAAAAAGGCACUUCUGACUCAAGGCACCAAGCAUUUGCAUUCAAGCGAGGGUCAGAAGGCAGCAAGCGUACUAAAGGGGAAAUCGAAGAAUGCUGCACAUGAUGAGAAGGGAGAUGUUGUACAAAGAGAUCACGAGCAAUUGCGGGCCUGGGCAGUAGAGGCGAACAAGGCACAAGCAGAAAGACAGCACCGAAACUUAUCCAAGGAGGAGACUUCAUCCACUCAAGAUUCUGCUCCAACUACCGUGCCCGAGUCGCAGCCGUCGUCUCCAACCCUAGGGGACGAGCGGGAACCUCUUCCGGAUCUGACGAUAUCGCCACAAAGCAACGAGAAACCAGCAUUGCAAUUCGUUGGUUAUUCCGAAGCCAUCAACAUGAACAUGAAUACGCAGACGACACCGCGACGACGACGCCGUACCACUACUAGAAGCGGGCGAAGAGAAUUCGCGGCAACAGAUGACAUUCCCAGUAAAGCUGAGGCGGAAGAGCUCCUAAAUCUCGUACAAGGUCAUUUGGUGGUCUGGCCUUAUGAUUGGUUGGCUGAAGUCGAAAAGGGUGGCAAUUGGCUCUAUCCUUUUGACCAGAUAUCGCCUCUCGAGAUUUACGUUUGA